GGGGCUCGGGCCGGGGGGAGGGGGAGGGAGCGGGCGCGCGGGCGGGCGCGAGUCCGGGGCUCCGAGCCGGGAUUCCAGGCCGGUCAGCUGGAGGCGGGCCGCACCACUCGGCCUGCGGAGACGGGGGUGGGGGGGCCGGGGCGCGGAGAGGGAGGGCGGGGAGCUCGGGAGGAGGGGCGUGCGGGCGGACGAGGGCCGCGGCGGAGGAGGGCGACCCGGAGGCUUUGGCAGCUCCCGCCGCCGCUCCCCGGCCAGAGCGAGGUCCCGUGCAGCGGCUCGGGGACAGACCUGAGGCCCCCGCCAGCCCCGGAGUCGCCGCGGCCGCUGUGACGCCCGAGGCCUCGCUCCCUCCGCAACACGCUCCCCUCCCCCGGAGGCUGCGCUGACCGGACAAUGGCCGCUCCGCCCCCUCCCCUCCGCGUGCUCCCCUCCCGAGGAGCCGCGAUGGUCUCGCCCGGGGAAGCCGCCGCCAAAGCCCAGCAGCUGAUCAGCUGGGAUCCGGGCGUGCCACUUUGUUCCGCGGCUCAGAGUCCGGGGCUGUGGGCAACGCCGAGAGCGUCGAGCAACGGGCUUCUGAGGCCUUCGUGUUCUAGGAACUUUCAAAAUCUGAGGCAAACUUACUUCCCCCUGUCAGAGGAAGGAGAGCAUGUUUCUGAGUACUCUGGGCGCUUCCCCCCCAGCAAAGCGAAUGUGUCCUUGGCCUCUAAACUUCUAGAGCAAGAACCAUAUUCAGCUCCGUAUCUUUCUAAAGAUGCUGUUGGUAGAGAAGAAAAUAUUUGUAAAAACCAAGCUACUUCACUGGAGCACUCCCGAAACGCUUUCAACUGGAAGAUGCCUGCCCAUCUUGGGGAAAGGAGACCAGUGGAAGUCUCUUUUUUGCGAAAGGACUUCACCUCUGAGUCCAUGCAGCUGACGUGGACUUUACUUAGCCUACAGGAUUUGGAGUUGCCUCAGGGAGACAUGGCUCAUUCUCUGAGCCAACUUGCUAUCUUCAUCUCCUGGGAUCAAGUGUCCUCAAGAUCACAUAAGCCCAGAGCUGCUGUGGGACCUUCUGUCUGGAGUAAGGCUGCCUGGCGAUCAAUCCAACAAAAAGGAAGGAAGAGAAAGAGAUUGAAUUAACAAGAUGUCAUUUCAGACCUUAAAUCCAGCUAAGCCUGAUGCCAGAACUGCCCUUUGGACUUUUCAGUUAUCUGGACCAAUAAAUACCUCUCCCUAUACACAUACUCUUACGUUAGAUUUCAGCACAUUUCCAUGAGAAAAGUCCUGACUAUCCCUAAUAUCUAUUUUAUAUUGUGGGUUUGUUGUGAAAAUUAAAGUAUAUAAUUCAAGAGGAAACCUUAUCUUAGUACACAAUUUAUUGAGUAUAAACUCGAUAAAUGUGUAUUAUUAUUUGUUUCUUCUUGAUAAUUAUUGGCCACUCUAGUGUAUGGGUAUACCCUUUGAAGAAUUCUCUCUUGAUUCAGUUUUCCCUCAUUUAUUCAUUUAUAUACGUUUAUUCAUUCAACAGACAUUUGAGCACCUAUUGUAUUAGGAACUAUCAGAGGUAUUAAGGUACAGUUCAAAUGAGGCAUAAAUUCCCUGCUUUAGUGCUUAUACUGUAGUAAUAAGGCAAGCAAUUUUUUCAAAUAUUUAGAAGAACAAACCCCACUUUUCAUGUUUGUAAAUAAUUACAGUGAACAUCUUUCAUCUUUGCCUGUGUGUCCUAUUAGUAUCUUGGAUAUGGUUUUUUGUUUGUUUUUUGUGGUUCUGGGGAUUGAACUCAUCGAGCUUGCCAGGCAGGCACUUAGGCCACUGAGCUAAAUCCCCAGCUUGGAUAUGUUUUUAAAUGGGGUCUCAUCAUAAUGACCAGACUGGCCCCACGCUUCUAGGUUUAAGCCAUCUUUCUGCUUCAGCCUGUCAAGAAAUGAGAGCUACAGGCUUGCACCACCCCCACUUGGCUUUUGGAUAAAUUUUUGCUUAUGUUUUGAGACAGUCUCACUAUGGAAUUUAGGUUGUACUCAAACUCACUAUGUAGCGCAGGCUGAUCUCCAACUCACAGCAAUCCUCUUGCCUCAGCCUCACAAAUUCUGGCAUUACAGAUGUGCACCAGCAUGCCCAGUUUUUUUGGAUAAAAUUUUUGGAAAAAAAAAAUCAUGAUACUCUUUUAAUAGUCAUUACACGUGGUCAAACUUUGUUCCAGAAAGGUUAUACCUACUUGCACUCCCUACAGCAAUGAACAAAAAACGUAGAUUUCCCCAUACCUCAGUAGCCUUGGGAUAGCAUUACUCUUUGCAAUUAUUGCCAAUGUAAAGAUAAAAAAACCCUCCUAAUGGUUAUUUCAAUUUGCAUUUUUAGAAUUAUUGAGCUCCAGGCACACAUAUAUGUUUACUUGUAUUUAUAAUUAUAUAUAAGAUGUAUUUUACAUAUAAGAUGUAUAUGUAUUUCUAAAAAUAUGUGUGCAUAAAUAUAUAUAAAGUAUUUAAAUCUU
Cavia porcellus (domestic guinea pig) is the source of this 2467-nucleotide messenger RNA. RefSeq lists its product as uncharacterized. The transcript has 4 exons. Bases 394 to 1119 code for a protein of 241 amino acids. The record is from RefSeq and is a predicted model, not a curated record. Lineage: Eukaryota; Metazoa; Chordata; Mammalia; Rodentia; Caviidae.